AUGUUUGUUGGAUAUGAAGAUUCCGAGGACACAGAAGGGUAUGAAGAUGAACUUUACCAUGAGGAGUCAUCCAGUGAGCAGAGCAUUGACAGUGAGGUGGAAUUUCAUCUCUACAGCCAGAUCCACUAUUCCCAAAAUCUCGGAGAAAUCAGCACGCUGGAAAUGGAUGAGGAAGCUGAUGCUGCAGGAGUCACGGGUCACAGUUCAGUUCUGGCUGAGCAGCAGCACGAAGACAAGAAGGUGGCUGACCUGGCGGGCCAUGGUGACCCCGAGAUCAUCGUUCUGUCUGACACACCAGAUGAGGACAGUGUCUACAAAAGCAAAGCAAAGAAGUCAGCCAGCUCUUUAGCUCGCAGUAAAAGACAUUCCCCUCCAGGAUCUUCCACACCAAAUCCUGCCGAAGCUGUCGGAUAUCACACCCUGUAUCCUGCUGGAUCAGGCACAGGCAUUGCAAGGCAAAGGAAAAGUCCUAGCGGGAAGCUUAACCCAAUUAGUUCUGCUGGAGCUCAGGCCAUCCAAGACGUGCUGGUGAUCGAUGACAGCUCGGAGGAGGAGAGCUUGAUAUCUGAGAGUGAUCCUGUGGAGAGCUGGAUGCUGCUGGGAGCUGGGGCAGAUGACAGAGAUGAAGAUAUAAUGCUGAACCUGGAAGGCUGUGCAGCUCCUGCCAGCGAAGGAGAAGGUGACGUGGACUGGUCCAUCUGUAAUAAAGACUUAGAGGCACAGAUCUCCAACUACGGCAGCGUGAGGCACAGCAGCAUGAGGUACUACACAGCAGACAAGAACGUCACCUGCAGGAACUGUGGCAGAGCAGGUCACUUGUCCAAGAACUGUCCUGCUCCAAAGAAAGUUCCCCCUUGUUGCCUGUGUGCAGGAAGAGGGCACCUACAGAACAGCUGCCCAGCACGUUUCUGUUUGAACUGCUGUUUGCCUGGCCACUAUUUCAGGGAGUGUCUUGAGAGGGCCUACUGGAAUAAGCACUGCAAUCGCUGUGACAUGAAGGGCCAUUAUGCUGAUGCUUGCCCAGAAAUAUGGAGGCAGUAUCACCUAACAACCAAGCCAGGACCAAUCAAGGCGGGCGGUUCUCACGCUGAGCGCUCUGCUUUGGCCUAUUGCUACAACUGCUCCCAGAAAGGACACUUCGGAUAUGAGUGCUCAGAAAAGCGGAUGCACGGGAGCAUGUUCCCAACUUCUCCUUUCAUCUACUACUACGAUGAUGAAUGUGAUAUCAAGAGAAGAGCAAACAGAUUAAAAAAAAAGGUUGCAGAAUUACAAGAAGCUGGCCUUCUGCCAGAGCUGUCAGAGACACCGUGGCAGGAAGAAAAACACAGGGAGCACAGCCAUAAGAAAAAGAGCAAGCCUUGGAAAGAGCACAGGAAACACAGCAGAGAUGGUGAGCGCCACAAAAAGAUGAAGAUGUCCCGGGCAGAGAAACCCAGAGAAGAGAAACGCAGAAGUCAUGUUGGAAUGGGGCAGAAUCUGGAAGAGGACUUCUCCAGAGGGUGGAAAAGGCAGGUGUGCAAGGGCAGCAAAACUCGGCACAAAUCUCUUUUCCGGGCAUUCUCAGGGAGAAAGGCUGGGCAGGAACCUCUGGAAGGUGCUAAAAGGGAGAAGAAAUGGAAAAAAAGGAAGGACGCUUCUCCUGAUGUUAGUGAGAAUUUAUUCCUCAUAAAACAGAGAAGGAAGAAGUCCAAACAGAAAUCCUGGUGA
Molecule: messenger RNA, 1707 nt
Organism: Chaetura pelagica (chimney swift)
Lineage: Eukaryota; Metazoa; Chordata; Aves; Apodiformes; Apodidae
Gene: ZCCHC7
Product: zinc finger, CCHC domain containing 7
Exons: 8
Coding region: 1-1707 (568 amino acids)
Molecular function (GO): zinc ion binding; nucleic acid binding
Source: RefSeq, a predicted model, not a curated record